AUGUCAGGCUCUGCGGGUUAUGAUCGACAUAUCACCAUCUUCUCCGACCAGGGUCGGUUAUAUCAAGUCGAAUAUGCCUUCAAAGCAAUCACCGCAGCCAAUAUUACGUCCGUAGGAGUCAGAGGCAAGACAUGCGCCGUGGUAUUAUCGCAAAAGAAGGUCCCGGACAAAUUGAUUGAUCCAUCCUCAGUCUCCCAUGUCUUUAAGAUCUCACCCUCGGUCGGAUGUGUUAUGACUGGCUCAAUCGCCGAUGCCAGAGCCUCAGUCGUCCGUGCAAGAGGAGAGGCAGCAGAAUUCAGAUACAAGAAUGGGUACGAAAUGCCCUGCGAUGUUCUGGCUAAGCGACUCGCCAACAUCAAUCAGGUAUACACGCAACGAGCCUACAUGCGACCAUUGGGCGUAGCCACGACGCUGGUCUCGGUCGACGAUGAGUUCGGCCCCCAGCUUUACAAAUGUGAUCCAGCAGGCUACUACGUUGGGUACAAAGCAACGGCGUCUGGACCCAAGCAACAAGAGGCACUCAAUCACCUUGAGAAGAAGCUGAAGAACAAGGACCAUGCUCCUGGCAGCUGGGAGGAAGUCGUCGAGCUAGGCAUCAGCACUCUCAGCACGGUCUUGAGUGUGGACUUCAAGAAAGGCGAAUUGGAGAUUGGCAUCGUGGGUGGACCAAGAGCUGACCGGAAGGAGGGUACGGAUAAUGAGUUCAGGAGUCUGACGGAAGAUGAGAUCGAGGAACGUCUCCAGGCUAUCGCGGAACGUGAUUGA
Cladophialophora yegresii CBS 114405 is the source of this 765-nucleotide messenger RNA. RefSeq names its product proteasome subunit alpha type-6. The record is from RefSeq and is a predicted model, not a curated record. Gene Ontology annotation, cellular component: nucleus; cytosol; proteasome core complex. The transcript is spliced from 5 exons. Bases 1 to 765 code for a protein of 254 amino acids. Gene Ontology annotation, biological process: ubiquitin-dependent protein catabolic process. NCBI's taxonomy places the organism in Eukaryota, Fungi, Ascomycota, Eurotiomycetes, Chaetothyriales, Herpotrichiellaceae.